AUGGCAUAUUACCGAGCCAAUUACUUGAGUGAUACAUAUGCUAUUUCGCCACCGAUUCCAAAUCUGCAAAAACGUCAAGUGGGUGUCGCACUAGACUAUUCAAAGAUUGAUAUCCUCGGACGACCACAAGUUGUCUAUUCGUGGAACCGCAAUGUCCAUGAGAAAGACCUAGCAACAAAGACGAACUAUGCAGCACCGAAAUAUGAACCGAGGCUCUCAUCUUCUGAUGUUCUGAAAUUAUCGGCUGCCCAACGAACUACCAAGGCUUACAGGGACGGUCUUGAAUAUGUUAAAGCAGAGGAAGAUUACAGGAAGAAACAGAAGUAUCUUGAUUCUAUUACACCAAGUCGUCGAGGGAACGCUCUAACUGUUGGAACGCAAAAUUCCCUUUCAGGAUUACCGAUUCCUGAUGAAUCGGGGCAUGUGUUUUCCUAUCCCGCAUCAGUGACUUCCCAAACGGGCUUAAUGUUUGAAGCACCACCUAAUGGAAAUGAGAUUCCAGCACAGCCACGUAAUGUAAAUUCUACUCCCCUAGAACCUGUAAUUCUAACAAGGGAGACAGAAAUUAGACGAGAUGCAGUUGGAAAUGACCAUGUCAAUCAUGGGACUGGCGCUGCUGUUCCAUUGGAUGCGAUGACAAUGGCCGAUGCUUAUAUUCCACCGAUUCCAGGCAGUUUCCCUGGCUUGACUCCAGAGGUUCAUGUGGAAUCUCCUCAAAUCGAUGCCUCCAUGGAAACAAUGCCUCGUAGUGCCGCACCAAUUCCGCAUGAUACAGUACUCCUGAAUGACCGCCAUGAUCCGUCUGGUGUAGCGGAUGUUUUAGAGAGAACUCCGUCAAUGAAAAAUUUAUCCUGGUUCCUGCUAGAACUCCAUUUCACUUCAAAGAAGCAAAAAACAGAGCCAGUAACUCCACCACCGGAUGUGAUUUUUGCUGGAGUUGCUCCUCAUGGAACCAAAAGAAGACAGUACAAACAACCAGAUGAUAAGCAGACCACGGUAAAAAGACAAAGAAUAGAUUCUUCUAUACCCGAACGAGAGGAAGUAGAGGAAAUUAGAUUAACAUCCCCUGAAGAAGUUGAAAAACAUAUAUGA
This is a messenger RNA of Spizellomyces punctatus DAOM BR117, 1092 nucleotides long. RefSeq lists its product as uncharacterized. The transcript has 2 exons. The coding region runs from base 1 to 1092 and encodes 363 amino acids. The record is from RefSeq and is a predicted model, not a curated record. Lineage: Eukaryota; Fungi; Chytridiomycota; Chytridiomycetes; Spizellomycetales; Spizellomycetaceae.